Coccomyxa subellipsoidea C-169 is the source of this 2628-nucleotide messenger RNA. Its product is annotated as p25-alpha-domain-containing protein. The transcript is spliced from 22 exons. Gene Ontology annotation, biological process: positive regulation of protein polymerization; microtubule polymerization; microtubule bundle formation. NCBI's taxonomy places the organism in Eukaryota, Viridiplantae, Chlorophyta, Trebouxiophyceae, Coccomyxaceae. The record is from RefSeq and is a predicted model, not a curated record. Gene Ontology annotation, molecular function: tubulin binding; calcium ion binding. Gene Ontology annotation, cellular component: microtubule. The coding region runs from base 1 to 2628 and encodes 875 amino acids.
AUGAAGUCUUUCUUCUCCACCACCAAGAAGCACAUCCCAAAGGGCCUCCUUGGCGUCUUGCAGAGGAAGGUGGACAAGUGGAGCCACGAGGAGGUCCGCAGAUGGCUGAACAACGUGGGACUGGCGCGAUAUGGCAACGCCCUCAAGGAAAGGGGCGUCCAGGGCCCGGAGCUUCUGAAGCUCAGCCAGCUGGAUGUGUAUGAGCUGGCGAGCAGCGGCGAGGACGCCUCAAGGUUCCUGGCAGAGCUGGCAGUCCUGCACAAGCGCGAGGGAACAUGUGCAAAUCUGUCACAGGGAGCGACAUCAACUCCAUCAAGUGCUUAUGCUGGCAGCGGCUCCACCGCAAAUAGCACCCGGCCAAGCUCCGGGUCACAGGGGACUGGCGGCCGCGAGUCAUCGCCAGGCGAUGGUUCAGCGGCGCUCCUGGAGGGCCUCUCCGACCGGCUGGCCGCGCUCGGCAUCGCCGGCACCGGCCUCGAGGUCGCCGCGCAGGGUUCACCCCUCGUGACCCCCAUCAUUCGCGCUCUGUGGGAGCUGCAUGAGCGCGCCACAGAGGCCAAGGGCUUCCGUGCGGCGUGCCUGCACCUGGACUCCUACGUCCGCUCCAUCCUCACCGUCUUUGACGCCGAGGGGAAGCGCCUGGCUGCGCUGGGAGGCGGCCCCCUGAGGAAGCUGCUGGGCCUAUUGCAGGAAGCCACCACGCUGGUCGAGUCCUGCUGCGACUCCGGCUGGCUGGCCCGCAUGCUGGCUGGAGAGAAGGUGGAGUCAUUCAUCGCUGUGCACAACGCCGUUCUUCAGCUGCUCAAGGAUGAGCGGCUGGACGUGCUGCCCAAUGGCAGCCACCUGACCUUUGGCAGCUACGCAGAGGAGUCCCGGCCCCUCAAGCGCGCACUCAAGCAGGUGGGCGGCGGCUCUGUGGAAGGAGGCCUGGCGGCUGUGCAGACUAAUGACCAAGCCAUGCGUGAGCUCGUCACUGUGCUCGAUGUCGAUUCCAAGAUCAUUCUCAAGGAGCUUCAGGAGUCUGGACUGCUCAGCGAGGAGGCUGCUGCCGCGGCAGUGGCAUCACCCAAGGCCGCCACCGCCACAGCAACAUUUGCCAAGACUGCAUCCGCCCAGGGACCGGGGGCGGAAUUCGCAAAGGAGUACCAGCAAAUCUUCAGCCAGUACGACAAGCACAGGAGAGGAACACUGAACGCCGAAGAGUUUCGGAGCGUCCUAACUGACCUCGGGAUCUUGGAUGGCAUCCCCAGCGGCCAGCUGCAGGAUGAGCGUGCGACGCAGCAGUUCCGGCAGGCGGACGUGGACCGCAGCGGAUCAAUUUCGCUGGACGAAUUCGUGGCCUACUAUCACACCAGCUGCGCUUCUCGCGCGCGGCUGGAACUGCGCUCAUCCCUGGGCCCAUCUGCGGAGAGGGACCUGCAGAAGGUGUUCUGCAGCUUUGCCUCUUUCGGCGGCCGCCAGCACGUGGAAGACAUGGAGGGCAGCAAGUUUGCCAAGCUGUGCCGCGACUCCAAGCUGCUCAGCCGCGCAUUCACCGCCUCCGACGUCGAUCUCUUCUUCGCCAAGGUGAAAACCAAGGGCGCGCGGCGAAUCACCUUUGGCCAAUUUGCCGAGGCUCUGGCGCUCGUGGCUGCGAAAACGAAUUCGAAUCUGGCUGACGUGGCAUCCGCUGUGCUGGCGGCUGACGGCCCCUCCGUUACGGGCACCAAGGCCGAGUAUGUCAAGUUCCACGAUGACAAGUCCACCUACACAGGAGUGUACAAGAAGGGCGGACCAUCGACGGUUGAGCCGUCCAAGGAUCUCUCGGCGCUGCUCGACCGAUCACCGGCGGACAUCCGCGGCAUCAAGAAAAGCGUCAUAGCGCAGCAGGGCGGCUCGCCCCUGACUAAUGCUGACUCAUCGCCGGCCGCGGCGGCAGGGAACGCCCCGCGCCGGCCGCCCUCCAUCAACACCACCGUGCUGACUAACCCCGCGCACGGUUCCGGCAGUUAUGUCAACUCCCCGGCCAGCACGGCGUUUGGCGCGGGGCUGGUAUCGCCCCCAAGCGCCAGUAGCGGGUCUUCUCAGGCGGCAGGCCACAAGCACGUGCUCCCGCCCACUCCCGACUCUGCUCGCCCCAACGACCGCAUCAAGGCGGUGUGGGAUAAUGUGGCGGACGAGGAGUUGCACGCGGCCUUCCGGGCCUUCGCGAUCUUUGGCGCCGGCGGCACACCGAAAUCCGGCGCAGCCGGCCCGAAGGCGCCGGUGCUGGACAGCGGAAGGUUUGUGAAGCUGGUGCGCGACAGUGGCCUGCUGGACGGCCGCCUGACCGCCACCUCUGUCGAGCUCAUCUUCUCAAAGGUCAAGGGCCAGGGUGCGCGCAAGAUCGAAUUUGCUGCGUUUGAGAAGACGCUGCCUCUUCUGGCCAAGGAGAAGGGUGUGUCUGCGGAGGAGGUACGCCGCGCGAUUGUGCUCAGCGGGGGGCCCCACCGCAACACAUUAGUCACCCCCGACUUCGUGCGCCUGCACGACGACAAAUCCACCUUCACAGGCGUGUAUGCAAAGGGCGGCCCUUCAACAGUGGACAAGAAGAUCACACUCGCCACGAUCACCAACCGAGCCACCAACGAGAAGGGCAUGAUUCUGUGA